Messenger RNA from Durio zibethinus, 1382 nucleotides. RefSeq names its product F-box/LRR-repeat/kelch-repeat protein At1g09650-like. The record is from RefSeq and is a predicted model, not a curated record. NCBI's taxonomy places the organism in Eukaryota, Viridiplantae, Streptophyta, Magnoliopsida, Malvales, Malvaceae. Gene Ontology annotation, molecular function: protein binding.
UACCGUUUCAUGGCCGCCUCUAUUGAAUAGGGAGAAUUUGAGAGAGACGAAGAAAACAGAGAAAUAAUGGCAACUCACGUCGGAAAAAGCCUGGAAAUCAAGAAGGAUAACUGGCCUCAAGAUCUCGUCCUUUCAAUCUUAGCUACCCUUCCUGCUAAGUCUUUGUUACGAUUCAAAUGCGUAUCAAAGCAUUGGCGAUCAAUGCUCAUCAACCCUGAUUUCGUCGAACAACACCUCGAAAACCAGCGGAAGAAAGAUUACCCUCAGCUUGUAUUUGCCUCUACAGGAUCUAAAACCGACAUAGUUUUGGAAUCCGUGUCCAUCGUCGAUGUUAAAGUUGAAGGCCAAGAAGGAGGAGUGAAAACCAGGAAAAGUUUCGAACGAAGUUGUUUGAAUAUCUGUCAUCUUCCACCAGAUGUUUGUUACAUGACGAAUUCUUGUGAUGGGAUUCUUUGCUUCUAUGGGAAAACUAAUGUCUUUGUUUACAAUCCUGGAACUAGAGAGUUUCGGAUUCUUCAGAUUGGAAAGGUGGAAUCCUCCCUUGCUACUUCCUACUCAUUUGAUUGCUUUGGACAAUUAUUUUGUAGGUAUCACUUAUUAGGGUUAGGUCGUGAUCAAGUUACAAAAGAAUGCAAAAUUAUACGAUUGUUUAGAUCUAAAGGAGAACAUGAAAAUCAUAAUCAUGAGUGCGAGGUUUUUACAUUAAAUUCAGAUGUUGGGGCUUCGUGGAGAGGCAUUGGUGAAGUUGCUUACUUCAUUAGGCCUGCACAACAGCCUGCUUAUGUCAAUGGAGCACUUCACUGGAUCCUUGACGAUAGACAUGCUAACCCUUCUGAGGUGAUCAUCUCUUUCGAUCUCCAUACCGAGAAAUUCAAGGCAAUAUCGCAUCCAAGUUGUUGCAUUGAAGCCUCUUUAGAUCAAUAUAAGCGGCAUUUUAUGGGGUUAUUGUCUUUGAGAAACUCUUUGUGUCUAAUAUUACCAGAAUCAAGCUUGCAGCUGCAGCUGAAUAUAUGGAUAAUGAAUCAAAGCAAUGGAAUUUGGGAGAAGCUGUUUUGUAUUGAUUGGGAAUUGAUGAAUUAUAAAAUUCCAUUGGCAUUUCCAAUAACAGAACUCAAAGAUGGAACCUUUUUUGUUUGCCAUUGUGGAGAUAACUUGCAAAUCUAUUAUCCAGAGAGUAAAAGUUUUAGUGAAGUACUCCUACGACAUGAAAGAGUGGUUAUGCCCUCUGCAUAUUUUGAAAGUUUAGUUUCUUUUUAUGGAGAGCCAUUGGUGAAUUAAUCAAGCUGUAAUAGUAAAGAUAUAUUAUUUUUUUAUUAAUUUUCUUUUUCGUAAUUUGUAGUAAAUGUGGAUAGGAUGUUUCUACCAAAUUUUAGUAGUUUUUU